Messenger RNA from Neopsephotus bourkii (Bourke's parrot), 6063 nucleotides. It is a transcript of the gene CNGB1, whose product is annotated as cyclic nucleotide gated channel subunit beta 1. Gene Ontology annotation, cellular component: intracellular cyclic nucleotide activated cation channel complex; photoreceptor outer segment; plasma membrane. NCBI's taxonomy places the organism in Eukaryota, Metazoa, Chordata, Aves, Psittaciformes, Psittacidae. The record is from RefSeq and is a predicted model, not a curated record. Gene Ontology annotation, biological process: retina homeostasis; monoatomic cation transmembrane transport. Gene Ontology annotation, molecular function: intracellularly cAMP-activated cation channel activity; intracellularly cGMP-activated cation channel activity; protein-containing complex binding.
AGGUCUGGCUGUACUGCAGUGCCACCUUUCCCAAGCAGGACUUGCAGGCUGUGCUGCCCUGGGGACAGUGUGAGCUGCUGGUGCACCCAUUUUCCCUCACUGCUGCUGGCCUCUCACUACUGGAAACCCCUCCUUGCUGCCCACAGCCAGCAGGAUGCUGAGCUGGAUCGAGCGGGUGGUCCCCCAGCCCCCAGGUGCUCAUCUGGUGGAGGAGAUCCCUCCAACCCCAGCACCAGAGCAGGAUCUGGAGCCACCUAAGGUAAGUGGGGAUCCAAGUCUGGGGUGUCAGGGACUCUGUGGGCAUGGUGGAGAGAUGCCCGGUGCUUCUGCAGCAUCCACAGAAGGGAUGAGGGCCAGGAUGCAUCCCCACUGCAGCAGGAAGAAUGGGGAGUCCCUGAGGUUUGCAGCUACCUUUGACCACGGGACACUGUCUCCUUUCCUUUUUUUCUGCUACCUUCUGCCUUUCACGUUGAAGGCACCAACAGGGAAGGCUGGUGGCCCCAGGGAUGCUGCUGACUUCGUACGCACUGAAGAAACGGACAAGAAGGUGGGAUUUGCAGUCCCUGAGGACCAAGGCUCUGUAUUUGAGAGCAUGGGGAGCAGUGUGCUCUCCUGGCUCUCCCAGGGACUGGAGAAGGUGAUUCCCCAGCCAGUCCCAGCCCCAGGGACGCUGCAGGCACUUGGGAAGAGCUUUGAGACAAGCAUUGAUGUUCCUGAUCAGACAGAGGUCCAGAUCCUCAAGGACGAGGAAGAGGAAGCUCUGGAGAUAAUCCCCUUCGACCCGGAGGAUGACAAGCUGGACGACUGUGAGCCUGAGUCUGGCUUGAAUGCUACCACCGAGGAGUGGGCAGGAGUGCGGGUGCUCAACUGGCUGGUGCAGGGCUUCGAGAGGAUGGUGCCACAGCCAGAGGUGCUGAGGAAGCCGGAGCCGGAGCUGAAGGAGCAGAAGUGUGAAGCAGCAGAGGGAGGCACAAAAGGAACUAAACCCCAGGCAAAGCCAAAGAGCAACGUUUCAGCCACCCAGAGCACCCUGGCAGCAGUGGAGCCAGCAGUGGCUGAGACGCAGCCUGAGCCAGUGGCCACCCUUGUCCCUCGGUCCCUGGCUGGGGACGGCAGCAGGGUGUUUGCCUGGUUGGUCCAGGGGCUGGAGAAGGUGAUGCCUCAGCCGGUGACAAGGGAGAAGCAGGAGGCACAGGGAAUGGAUGCAGCAACUCUGAGUCCCGUGGAAGAAAGUUUUGAGAUCAGUGCCGUUAUCAGUGCCUGUCCUCAAGAUGUGCUGGAAGGUCUGUGUGAACUGAGAGGUCCUGGCAUGUGGCAGCAUCUCACUGUUGAGCAAGGAGAACAUGAGAUCUGCCCUGGCUCUACCACUGGGCUCUUGACAAUGUACUGCUCACUUCAUCACCUGCCUUCCCCCAUUCUUGUUUCAGUACACAUUGUCCCUGAGGAGCCCAAGGAGACAGACCUCAUCCUGGAAGAGAUGGAUGGUGGCUGGAGUAAUGAAGCCACGUGUGAGGUGAUGGCCUGGGAUGUUGAGACUGAGAUGGUGGCAGAUACUCAUCCCCUUCCCCCCAUACAGGAGGAACCUCAGGAAGAUGAAAAUAGGGUGUGGUUGUGCUCCCUGAGUGCUGGUGAGGAGGAAGAGGAAAUGGAGCAGGAUGGGGAGGAAGAGGAGGAGGAGGAGGAGAAAAAGGAGGAGGAGUUGAAGGACAGUGCAGGACCCCUGCUCCUGUCACCUUGUCUCGCUGCUGAGGAGGAUGUGGAGGAAGUCUACUUUGAAGAGGAGGCCUUCAGGAUUGAGCAGCUGGAAGAAGCAGAGAUAAGUGAUCUCGAAGCUGCUUUUGUACAGGUGGAAGAGGAGACAGCUGAAGCUGCUGAAACCGAUGCUGAAGGAAGUAACCAGCGGCAUAAAGUGUGUUUUCAUAGUAAGGAGGCACCUAGCAGCAUGGCCAGGCGUGCCCGAGACGUCGAGCUAGAUCAGCUGGUGCACGACAAGCCGCUGGCUGCGGGGCAUUGCUCCCCUCCCGGCCGCGCUGAGCUAGAGCAGCUCCCCAAUGUCCCCAGCUACCGAGCCACCGCUGCCUCCCGCACCCCAGCCUUUGUCGCCAGCAAGCCCAAGGCUGCAGCUGUGAACCCCAACUUUUGCCAUGAGGAGCAGCCUCCCCUAGGUAUUAGAGAUGUUGGCUUUGGCGCAAAUGCUCAUAUAAUUAGGAGCUUGCAUGAUCCAUAUGUUUAUGUUCAGAAGACCCUGGAGAUGUUUCCAGACCUUGGGAGGGAGGUUUGCAGCUGGAAAUCCUGGGUUCCUGUCUGGCACCUGCCGCUGGUAAUCCUUGUCUCCAUCGUGUUCCAAACCAUGGGAACCCAAUGCUUGAACGGAGUAGUUACAAUCACUACAAGCUGGGAAAGCAGAAGGGGAGAAAGUGGCAGUUCUCAUGGUGUUAAACACUGGGGGAGAGAGAAAUGCUACAAAGCACUAGGAGAAAGGAGUGCCAGUCAAGAAGGGAAUGGGGGGAAAGGAGAGGCCUUCUGGAAUGUUGUGGGGUUUGGAGGCAGCUCCAUGGAGGCAAUGGGCUUUGGGGGUGCUGGGCCUGCACCCUUCUCACCUGCCAUUAUUUUCCUUCUCCAUGGGCCAGGUAAUUACCCCACUGUGGACAUCAAGAAUGUGGACAGUGGAAGCAACACUGUGGAGGACAAUGGGACCCACUUACCAGUGCCCACCACUGCCGGUAACAUGCUGGCGGUGCCCAGAGUGGCUCCACCAUCCCCCAGGAGGAAGCUGCUGGCCCCUGAGGAUGGUCUGGAGGAGGGACCCAUGAGCCAGUCCCCAACCCAAGCACUGCUGGGCUGUGAUGAGGAGCAGAAGGACAGCCUGCCUGAGCGCAUCGGUUCAGCCAUGAGCCUGAGCAGCGCUGUCAUCAACAACCGGCUCCAGGAGCUGGUGAGGCUCUUCAAGGAGAGGACUGAGAAGGUGAAGGAGAAGCUGACCGACCCCGACAUCACCUCAGAUGAAGAGAGCCCAACGGCGUCUCCUGCCAAGCCAGCACUGCCAGCAGCACCGGUCCCUCCCCCAGCAGGGCAGCCAGAGGGGGAGAAGGUGGUAGAGGAGGAGCACUACUGCGAGAUGCUGUGCUGCACGUUCAAGUACCGGCCCUGGCUGGACCGCCUGAGGAACUACCAGUUCCCCAGCAGCAUUGACCCGCUCACGAAUCUGAUGUAUGUGCUGUGGUUGUUCUUCGUUGUCAUGGCCUGGAACUGGAACUGCUGGCUGAUCCCUGUCCGCUGGGCUUUCCCCUACCAGACGCCAACAAACAUCCACUGCUGGCUGUUCAUCGACUACCUCUGUGACCUCAUCUAUCUGCUUGACAUCCUCGUCUUUCAGACCCGGCUGCAGUUUGUCCGGGGGGGAGAUAUAAUAAGUGAUAAAAAGGCCAUGAAGGAGAACUACCUGCAAUCACAACGCUUUAAGAUGGAUAUGGUGUGCCUCCUGCCCCUGGAUUUCUUCUACUUCAAAGUUGGUGUCAACCCACUCCUGCGCUUUCCUCGCUGUCUGAAGUACAUGGCCUUCUUCGAGUUCAACAACCGCCUGGAGGCUAUCCUGACCAAGGCGUAUAUCUACAGAGUGAUUCGGACCACAGCCUAUUUACUGUACAGCUUGCAUGUGAACUCCUGCCUCUAUUACUGGGCAUCAGCCUAUGAAGGACUGGGCUCUACCACCUGGGUCUAUGAUGGGGAAGGAAACAGCUACAUCCGCUGCUACUACUGGGCAGUCAAAACCCUCAUCACCAUUGGGGGCCUGCCGGACCCCAAGACACUGUUUGAGAUCGUCUUCCAGCUGCUGAACUACUUCACGGGUGUCUUUGCUUUCUCCGUCAUGAUAGGGCAGAUGAGAGAUGUGGUCGGUGCCGCUACCGCAGGGCAAACAUACUAUCGGAGCUGCAUGGACAGUACCAUUAAGUACAUGAACUUCUACAAAAUCCCCAGAACUGUUCAGAACAGGGUGAAGACGUGGUAUGAGUACACAUGGCAUUCGCAAGGCAUGCUAGAUGAGUCCGAGCUGCUGGUGCAGCUGCCAGACAAGAUGAGGCUGGACAUCGCUAUUGAUGUGAACUACAGCAUCGUGAGCAAAGUGGCUCUCUUCCAGGGCUGCGACAGGCAGAUGAUCUUCGACAUGCUGAAGCGGCUCAGGUCCGUGGUCUACCUGCCCAAUGAUUACGUGUGUAAGAAGGGAGAAAUUGGCCGUGAGAUGUACAUUAUCCAGGCGGGACAUGUGCAGGUGCUGGGGGGACCUGAUGGCAAAACUGUGCUGGUGACUCUGAAACCUGGAUCCGUGUUUGGAGAGAUAAGCUUGCUGGCAGCAGGAGGGGGCAAUCGCCGAACAGCAAACGUCAUUGCUCAUGGCUUCGCCAACCUUUUCAUUUUGGACAAGAAGGACUUGAACGAGAUUUUGGUGCAUUAUCCAGAGUCUCAGAAGCUGCUGAAGAAGAAAGCCAAGAAAAUGCUGAAAAGCAACAAUAAACCCAAAGAUGCGAAAGGAGUCCCUGGAGACUCGCUGAUCAUUCCCCCAAAAGCUGACACCCCAAAGCUCUUCCAGGCUGCUCUGGCUGCAGCAGGGAGGAUGGGGGGCAAAGGGCCAUUGGCACAGCUCCGCUGGAGGCUGAGGGAGCUGAAGACGAUGCAGGUGACGCAGGAUUACAGAUUAAGUCCGACCCCACCAAAAUCACCAGUGCAUCAGAGGUCACCCGUCACCUCCCACAAAGCACGCACCCACCUGGGAGAAGAAAUCUUCUCUAAAUCAUCUGAUAGUUUAGUCACUAUUCGUGUGAUUUCCACAGCACAAGAAGAUGAAGAGAUCCUUGCUGCUGAGAUUUCUGAGCAAGAAGAGGAAAAAAAAGAUAAAUGAGAACCAAGCAGGUCCUGGGGCAGGACUUAGGAGCUGUAGCUGUAGGCUUCGCUAGGUGCUGCAGGUAGGAUCUGCACUUCUUUCAGCUUAGACCUUCACUCACUGUUGAUAAAACCCUCUGCCAUAUGACCCAAAAUCAUAGAAGGUUUCUGAGCUCUGAAACCUGAGCAUCUUUAUGAAUGUUCCCAUUAAGUCUCAGGCGAGCCCUCUUGCUUUGAAAUCCAGCCUUGCAGAGAGGGAGCCCUGAAGAAAUUGCUUUUUAUGGCUCUGGGUAGUUAAUGAGUAUUCAGGUGAAGCGUGAAGAGUUCUUUGCCUCUGACAGCUGAGUCACAGCUUGGUCGGAAGCAAGCAGGGGAGAUAAACAACAAGGUUUCUCUCUUGGGCUUGAGGUAGUCAGGAGCAGGUGAAGAGUGAUUAAUUCAAGAAGGAUGUGGACUAUGCUCACAGGCUGAGGACAGAUCCACUGUCACAACACCACCGAGGUCUAUCCUUGUGUGCAUGGACCGCAAGAUGCUUGAGGGUCCCUAUGUGGUGCCAAGACUACCUUGGGUUUCCUGCUGGGAAGAGGAUUUCCUACCAACCAUUCAUCCCGGAGAGGAGAUGGGCUCUCCAUAGCUGGUGGUUGUUAUGGAGAGAUGUGAUGAGCAGCUUUCAUGGAUGGAAAAGCACAGUCCUGUGUGAGAAGGUGUUUCUGGAGUUUCUAUGGGUGCACCAGCUGGGAGGGAUAAACUGAGUGCAGGAAAGGAGAAACCCUGUUAGUUUACAGCUGGGUCAGGAAAGUGCAGUGCAGAGUGUGCUCUCCUCUCCCAGCCAGUGUUUUAGAGUCAGGUCAGAGCCCAUAGUGUGCAAGCAAGAGUGCACAAGUGUGCAGGUGGUCCCCUGCCUCAUUGCUGGACCUCAGUGAUUUACAACAUCUCCAGCAGCCAAUGUCCAGCCUUUCUGGUCACUUGGUUGGCUCUUGGCCACGUUUCCUGAGGAGAACCCAUGAAGAAGCAAGGCUGUGGUCUUGCUCUUGACUGCAACAGGGCGCCUGUGAAGGCACUGUCGCAAGGGUGCUGGAUGGGAAGGUGAACACCCGGUUAGCAGCCAGCUUGCCCAGCUGACAGCUCAAGGUGUCCAGCCUUCCCCCAGCACCACCAGUUCCCCAUCUUCCUCAAACCCAGCAC